CAGAGAAUAUACUGAGACAUAACAGACAGAGAGAGAAAGACAUAGAGACGCACUUUGCUGUGCUAUCUGAAAGCUGAAAGGAUAGGAGCGCAUUUAACUCUGUAGAUAAAAUGAGCUUUGAAUGACAGAACAGAAUAUUUUGGCAACAAAGCUUUAUACUUUACAUAAUUCCCAAACAAAGUUACAAUGGUAGACGGCGGAUAUCUAAAACUGAUUGAUUGUCAACAUAGAGGGCUUGGACGUGGCAUGGACAUAGCAUUAUAUGGCUUAGUUCGUGUAGAAAACUGUGGAUUAUAUCGCAAAGUGCAAUACUUACAGUGAAGAAGCGGAGCUGCCUGACGGUCAUGAGGAUGGCCUCUUGGGAAGAGAAUUUGGGUCAGCCCAAUCGCUCUGUUCUGGAGAUGGGGGGGCCACCGGACCUGUCCAGCUCCCUCUUCAAUCUCAGCAGCAGUUAUGGGGGCACAGGGGCUUUCCUCUGGCUGUUUCCGUCAGAGAACAUCACAUGGACCACCACGAAACCCACAAUCCAGCCAGUUGCCCCUCCGCGGGUACGGGACCAAGCCUUGGCCCAGGCAGAGAUAGGGGUGCUGGGGUUGGUGCUUGCCCUCACUGCUCUGGGUAAUGGAUUUGUGCUGUGGGUGUUGCUGCGGAGGAAGAAACAUCACGCUCCCAUGCACCUCUUCAUGGUCAAUCUGUGUGUGGCUGACCUAGUAGUGGCCUUCUUUCAGGUGCUGCCACAGCUGGUGUGGGACAUCACAGAGCACUUCCAGGGCCCUGACGCUCUGUGUCGCUUUGUCAAGUACUUGCAGAUCGUCGGGAUGUUUGCAUCCUCUUAUAUGAUUGUUGCCAUGACUGUGGAUCGGCACUAUGCUAUCUGCUGCCCCCUGCAAGCAUAUCGUGGAGGUGCACCCUCCCGCUGGAACACCCCCAUUAUGGUUGCAUGGGGCCUGGCCCUUGUGCUCAGUUUGCCACAGGUGAGGGGUAAACUUACCUUUCCUGACUGUUUUUUGAUUGGCUCACAACUAUUUUGUUGUACUCAUGACUGUCUCGUCGUUUGCACGCAGGUGUUCAUCUUCUCACGGUCAGAGGUGUCCCCCGGGGUGUUCGAAUGCUGGGGCCACUUUGCUGAGCCGUGGGGUCUUAAAGCAUAUGUCACCUGGAUGACUGUGGCUGUAUUUGUAUUGCCAGCCUUUAUCAUCACUGUCUGUCAGGUUCGCAUCUUCAGAGAAAUCCAUGACAAUAUCUACCUGAAGUCUGAGCGGGUGGUAACGGCAGAGUUUAAGAGGAACUCUGUCUUCUUCCACUUUGGUCAGCGGGAGGGGGGCAGGGGAAGGAGCAGAGAGAGGAACAGACAGAGCAGACACAGCAGUGUCAGUCAAGCUCAUUACAGUCCCUCACAUCAUGCAGGAGAGGAAGCGUGCUCCUCAAGCCUUUAUCAUAGCUACUCUCAUACUCUACCCUGUAGGAGCUCUAUCUGCGAGCCUUGCUUUGGGCACCACCCCUCUUCAGACAGCUCCUCCCCUUCCGUCCAAACUCACCUGCAAAACACCCCCAACCAUCUCUCAGACCCCUCCCAUUCCCAGUCUUUAUCAGCCAAUAGUGUGGGUGCAUUGGCUGGACACCCAAAUAGCUCUGGAGCUUCUGAACUGUGGCCAGGUGUGCUUCCAGAUGCUUUUCCCCUUCCGACCAACUAUUCGCACCCGCCGCCGCCUCUCCCAGGUGUGACUAAGGCCAUGUCUAAGACAGUGAGGAUGACUCUUGUCAUUGUGCUGGUCUACACCAUCUGCUGGUCUCCUUUCUUUAUUGUUCAGUUAUGGGCAGCCUGGGACCCCAACCCACCAAACCAAGGGGCUGCUUUCACUAUCAUGAUGCUUCUAGCCAGUCUAAACUCCUGCACUAACCCAUGGAUCUACACAGCCUUCUCCAACAGUGUGUCCCGUGAGCUGUUUGCACUGCUGCGCUGCCACACCGGAUCCCCACGCAGAGGUUCGCUGCCGGACGACUCAACCACAACUCACACGUCAACCAACACCAAGGACUCCACAUACUGACCUCUGACCUGACUCUACUGCACACACACACACACACCAGCACAUGGCAAACACACCACAGACGUGACAGGCUGUCCCAAAUGCCACUCUUUGCCCAUGUGUUGAUGACAUAACCAGACAGGUAGUGCUCCGAAGGGCACAGUAAACACCUUUUUAGUAUUUAAAAUGACUAAUGAGAUGCCCUACGGUCUUCACGGACAAGUGCCAAUAGCAAAAGUGUGCAAAAAGUGUGCCGUUUGGUGCCGGACUGGGGUAAUGUCCUGGCUACUUUAGAUUCAGGUACAUGGCGGUUACACAAUCUGAAAAGCAGAUACUAAUCUGUCAUCGACAGUGUUACAUCAGUUACAAAGACAAAACUGCAUUGCAAUGCCUAGUGCAGUUUACAGACAGCUGUCCCUUCAGUUACACAAGAGUGUGACGAAUCAGGAGGAAGGUUAGGAAGCAAAGGAUCCGAGGUCCUCCAUUCUUCUCCGUCUUUCUUUCAUGGAUGGUUUUCGUAGAUUAGGGUUGCAGGAUUAUAUCUGACUUUACAGUACAAAGUAAGUGUGGAAAAGAGAAGAAAGGAUGAUAACAAUGCAUACAGAAUGGACAAAAGGUUAUCUGGCUGUACUCCGGACAGCUUCGGAAGACCAGCGGCAAGAUGCUGCAAACGAGAGCCUCAGAAGUUUAGUGGAACAUAUCCACAACCAGCAAGAACGUGACGAAAAUAUCAGCCUGAUUGUGGGAAUCAAACAGUCGCAGCUUAGUGACACAGGAACUUUCCGAAUCAUAUUUACUCUAUAAAUCACAUGUAAAGCGUUCAGAAGACACUGUGAAUUGAAUUGGUCUGCAGUAUUAGCCCUUAAAUGAUUAGAAGUGCUGGCAGUGGAUGUUGUUACAGUGGACAGAAAUCUACAUUUGACUACCGCAGAAGGAAAUCUCAUUUUCUGUGUUGGUCAUUUUUGUGGGUUAAUGUACCAAAGCAAAGACAUAGCACAUUGUUUGGAAGGUGGUGAUUGCAUAAUGCAAUUCACUACAACCAGUACUAUGUACAUAUCCUCACAGUCCUAGGAAAUCCUUGUAAAAAUCAGUGGGAAAAAAUAUGGUAUUUUCUUUUUUUUUUAUAUAUGCUUUGGGUGAGAAAUAUUUUUUUUUACGGAAGCAACAGGGUAAUGGUAAAUGAACAGCAAUACACAGGUCAAUUUUCAAUCUAAACACUGUAGCAGGUAGCAAAAUUUCACAGUUGAAAUCUCUAUUAUGUAUAUAUGUACACACUAAUCACUCAUUAAUUUGUCAGCCUUUUAGCUCUACCUCUGGAAUCAGGGGACCAUUCACAUGCUUCAGAGUAACUUAUUUG
This is a messenger RNA of Carassius auratus (goldfish), 3387 nucleotides long. Its product is annotated as vasopressin V2 receptor-like. Gene Ontology annotation, cellular component: plasma membrane. Gene Ontology annotation, molecular function: vasopressin receptor activity; peptide binding. The record is from RefSeq and is a predicted model, not a curated record. Bases 345 to 2051 code for a protein of 568 amino acids. Gene Ontology annotation, biological process: positive regulation of vasoconstriction; G protein-coupled receptor signaling pathway; cellular response to hormone stimulus. Lineage: Eukaryota; Metazoa; Chordata; Actinopteri; Cypriniformes; Cyprinidae. The transcript is spliced from 5 exons.